AUGCUGCACGGCGCCGCGGACGCCCGCGGCGGCGGCCGCGGCGGCGCGCGUGGCGGCGGCCGAGGCGGCGGCCGCGGCGACCGUGGCGGCGGCGCGGGGUUUGGCAUCGCGGGGACGAAGGACAAGCGGGGCGUGACGGCGCAGCUGCGGGGCAUCAAGCUGGGGGACUUUGGGUUCAGCGCGGAGGGCCUGCAGCUCGGGCAGCUGCGCGGCAACUGCUUCCGCCUGUUGGUGCGGGACGUGAGGGGCGCGACGGAGGAGCAGAUUGCGGCGGCCUGCGAGUCCCUGAAGCAGCGGGGGUUCAUCAAUUACUUUGGGCUGCAGCGGUUCGGCACCGGCGGCUCCCCCACGCACAAGGUGGGCGCAGGCUUUGCUGCGCUGCUGCUGCUGCUGCUGCUGCUGCUGCUGGUACCGCUGCUGCUGCCGCUGCUGUUGCUGUUGCUGCUGCUGCUCCUCUGCGUGUCGUGCAUGCCUUGA
Molecule: messenger RNA, 477 nt
Organism: Monoraphidium neglectum
Lineage: Eukaryota; Viridiplantae; Chlorophyta; Chlorophyceae; Sphaeropleales; Selenastraceae
Product: putative Pseudouridylate synthase 7
Exons: 3
Coding region: 1-477 (158 amino acids)
Biological process (GO): pseudouridine synthesis
Cellular component (GO): nucleus
Molecular function (GO): RNA binding; pseudouridine synthase activity
Source: RefSeq, a predicted model, not a curated record